AUGAUGCUGAAAUAUAACUUGACAGCACACUCUUGGUACAAAAGAGUGUACGGAUUGAAAGAAAAAUGGUGUCCUACCCUUAGUAGAGAUUUCUUUUCAGCAGGAAUCUUAUCAUCACAAAGGAGUGAAAGCACUAACCAUGCUAUAGGAUUCAAAGCAAGUAAAGCAACUACAUUGACAGAAUUCUAUACCAUAUUCAAGAAGACAACAAAUCGUUGGAGAAGCAAAGAGAAACAUGAUGAAUUUACCUGUAGCAAGUCAAUAGCAUUCACUUCAUCGCCACUAUCUAGAAUGCUAAAGCAUGAUGCUCUGGUAUUCACUUUGUCACUCUUCCAAAACUUUGAAAAGGAGUUUGGAUACUCUAUGGCAACAACCUCUCAAAUGAUAGGGACAACUGAAGAAUGCUUACUUUAUAAAGUAUCUCUAGAAGACAAGCCAUGGUCUGCACAUUAA
This is a messenger RNA of Chenopodium quinoa (quinoa), 453 nucleotides long. Its product is annotated as protein FAR1-RELATED SEQUENCE 5-like. Bases 1 to 453 code for a protein of 150 amino acids. The transcript has 2 exons. Lineage: Eukaryota; Viridiplantae; Streptophyta; Magnoliopsida; Caryophyllales; Amaranthaceae. Gene Ontology annotation, biological process: regulation of DNA-templated transcription. The record is from RefSeq and is a predicted model, not a curated record.